Molecule: messenger RNA, 1745 nt
Organism: Thrips palmi
Lineage: Eukaryota; Metazoa; Arthropoda; Insecta; Thysanoptera; Thripidae
Gene: Rpn5
Product: 26S proteasome non-ATPase regulatory subunit 12
Exons: 9
Coding region: 176-1576 (466 amino acids)
Cellular component (GO): cytoplasm; proteasome regulatory particle, lid subcomplex; nuclear proteasome complex
Source: RefSeq, a predicted model, not a curated record
ACGCUAUCGUGCGAAUAUAGUUGGAAACGACUGUAUUUCUCAUACAAACGCCUUUCGCCGCGUUGGUGAUGCGUCUUUUUGCAUUUGCAGAAGGCGCACGUCGCUGCUGACAAGUAAAUUUUGUUGCUGGACUUCACCUUUUGUUCUCAAUACUGUGACCAACAUAUACACAGCCAUGGCGGACAAUCCUUUGGCCAAUGCUAAUGGCCAAAUCAUCAAGAUGGAGGUGGACUACAGUAACACUUGCGAUGAAAAAAUACCCCAGUGCAAGAAAAUGGCUGCUGACGGCAAAAUGCACGAUGCCUUGGACUCACUUCUUGCAUUGGAGAAGCAAACCCGCACAGCUGCUGAUAUGGCAUCAACUGGACGUAUCCUAGUUGCAAUUGUACAGAUAUGCAAGGAUGCCGGUAACUGGGGAGCCUUGAAUGAACAUAUUCAGGUUUUAGCCAAGAGACGCUCUCAGUUGAAGCAAGCUGUGGUGAAAAUGGUUCAAGAGUGUUGUACCUAUGUGGAUGUAAUGCCCACCAAAGAACUCAAGGUUCAGCUCAUUGACACCUUGAGGUCUGUCACCGAAGGAAAGAUUUAUGUUGAAGUUGAACGAGCCCGUCUGACACACAUUCUGGCUAAGAUGAAAGAAGAUGAGGGCAGUGUUACUGAGGCUGCAAAUAUCAUUCAAGAGUUACAAGUAGAAACUUAUGGUUCAAUGGAAAAGAGAGAAAAGGUUGAGUUAAUUUUAGAACAGAUGCGUUUGUGCUUGGCCAAGAAAGAUUAUAUUCGCACACAAAUCAUUUCCAAGAAAAUAAAUGUGAAGUUCUUUGAAGCUGAAGAUACACAUGAUCUUAAACUUAAAUAUUAUCGCCUUAUGAUUGAAUUGGAUCAGCAUGAAGGCUCUUUCUUGGCAACAUGCAAGCACUACCGUGCCGUCCUGGACACCCCAUCAGUUCGGGAUGAUGCGGCGCAGCGCACCAUGAUUUUGCAGAAUGUGGUUUUGUACCUUGUUCUUGCCCCUUAUGACAAUGAACAGGCUGAUCUUACUCACCGUGUCCUUCAAGACAAACUCAUGGAGGAAGUUGCACCAUACAGAGACCUCUUGAGGCUAUUUAUUAACCCAGAGUUGAUUAAGUGGUCAGCUCUUCGUGAAAUUUAUGAGAAAGAGCUGAAGUUUGGAUCUGCCAAGUUUCCAGCAACAGAUGUAUUUAACCCCAAAUCAGAGGAAGGCCAGAAACGUUGGAAGGAUCUCCGGAAUCGUGUUGUUGAGCAUAAUAUCCGUGUAAUGGCAAAAUACUACACAAGAAUAACUUUGAAGAGGAUGUCUGAGUUGUUGGAUUUGCCAAUUGAAGAGACUGAAGAUUUCCUUUCCAACAUGGUUGUAAGCAAGACAAUAGAGGCAAAAACUGAUCGGCCUGCUGGGGUGGUUAGCUUUACACGUAGCCAAGAUCCUAAUGAUGUCCUCAACGCCUGGGCCACUCACCUUAGUGCUCUGAUGCAACUGGUGAACAAGACCACCCAUCUUAUCAAUAAGGAAGAGAUGGUCCACAAGCACCUGCACCUUAUGUCUGUUGGAGACAAGAACUGAUUCAACUGGAACCCUCACUCCAAGGCAGAUGUGUGUCUGCUUGUAGCAUAAUUUUCCUGUCCAGAGUAUUUUCAAGGGAAAAAGCUGCAUUAAAAUGACAAAAAGAACUGUACAUUUACUAAACCACUCUCCUAGCAAUUUUCUUACCCAUUAAAUCAUUUAAAUACUA